CAAUAUAUGCAAGCGUUGGCUCUGUUUACACUUAAACACGAUCAUGAAUAGCCCUCAUUAACCGAUAUUGAGUGGAUUAAACUCAAAUAUUUAGGAACAACACCAUAAGUUAUAAUUAAAUUUUAAUAUGGAGAAAGAAAUAGAAUAUCGAAAGAGAAUUAUACAGAAAAGUUGUUACUAAUAGAAUUGAGCAUACUUUUUUUUUUCGGGAGCAGUUGGAUUGUAUCGUUUGAUGAUAAUGGCGGAUUCGAAGAUUUUGCUACUUGUCGUAAUUACGAUAUGCUGCUCGCAUCAUGUUGAAACGAAACGUCGCCACCAUCGACAUAAACAUCCUGCUACCGUAAAUGAAAUCGCAAAUAACGAAGCGUUAGCGAAUUCUUACGAACACGAAGAGAAACCAACGUAUAAUUACGGCGAAAAUUAUCCAAAUGCCAACACUCAGGCAUAUAACUUUCCUUAUAAAUCAGUGGAGAGACCAUACCCUUUACCAGCCGCUAUCGUACCACAACCUACAAACCUACGGGAGGCUGUGUCAAAAGCAAGUAAUAAAAUAAAAGACAAUAACUCAGAUAAUUGGGGUAACCAUACUAUCCCCUACUUGAAAGAAUUUAAGAAAGAAAUUGAUCAAGGAAAAAUUCGGCAUCAUGAUUAUGAAGAAUUAACUUGGUACAUGAAAUUUUUUGCCGAACAGUAUCCGGAAAUCACUCGUCUGUACAGUAUAGGUAAUACUGUCCAAAACCGGAAAAUGUGGGUGAUGGAGAUCUCAGAUAAUCCAGGCAAGCACGAAGGAGGAGAGCCAGAAAUGAAAUAUAUUGGUAAUGUGCAUGGCAACGAGGUUGUAGGGCGCGAAAUUUUACUGCAAUUAAUAAAACAUCUUUGCGAAAAUUAUGAAAAAGACGAUAAAAUUACUGAACUCGUGGAUAAAACAAGAAUCCACAUAUUGCCAUCUAUGAACCCAGAUGGUUAUGAAUUAGCAAACACGCAUAAAAAGAGCUCGAACCCUGAGCUGACUGAGGAUGUGAUUGGUCGAUUAAAUGCAAACGGAGUUGAUUUAAAUCGAAAUUUCCCAGACCAAUUCUUCGACAGCGAUGCCGAAAAUUUUGAACCUGAAACAAAAUCCGUUAUUGACUGGAUUAAAAAAUACCCUUUCACAUUAUCUGCAAGUUUUCAUAGUGGUGCACUGGUGGUCACGUAUCCUUUUGAUGACUCUCCAUCGGGACAAGCUCAAUACAGUGCAACUCCAGACGAUGACCUAUUUCGGCAGAUUGCGAAGUCUUAUUCUGAAAAUCAUCCUCGAAUGCAUCUUGCCAAUCCUAAGAGCAACUGUUCUCAUCCAAUGAAACGUUUCACUGAUGGUAUUUCAAAUGGAGCUGUUUGGUCGCCAUUAGCAGGUGGAAUGCAGGAUUAUAAUUACGUCAAGUCCAACUGUUACGAAGUGACAAUUGAGUUGGGUUGUCAUAAAUACCCUGAUGAAGAUCAACUAGCUUCUUAUUGGAAAGAAAAUCAGAAACCUUUGUUAAAGUUUAUUGAGUUUGCUAACAAAGGUGUCCGAGGAUUCAUCAAAGACGAAAGUGGCAAUCCUAUCAAAGGAGCUAAGGUUAUUAUCGGAGAUCGACGUCACGAUAUAAAGUCUGGCGAUGACGGUGAUUUUUACCGACUGCUGGUACCAGGAACAUACGACGUCCAGUGUCGUGCUAAAGGUUUCAAAGGAAGUGUUCAGAACGUUGAAGUUACACCUGGAGAUGCGACAGUGGUUAAUUUUACUAUGAGUCCAAAACAAGUUGAUGGUUUGGAAGAAGCUUUAGGUCAUGUGAACAAGGCGACGCUAUUGACGCACGAUUUACUCUAUCGAUAUGACGGACGAGAUUCAGGUAACGCUGCUCCAAAAGAAGUCAUUGAAAAAGCAGAAGCACAGACUGCUGGGCGAGAGGGAGCAUCAGACCAACAGGACAAUAUUGGAGUUGAAUCUGAAGCUGGAUCUGGUAGCGGUAUGGAUGAGACCGUGCAAGCUCAAAAACUUGCUGAAAGUUUAGCACUAACCAGCAAUGCGCAAGUCAUCAAAGGUAAAACUCAGUCAGCUGUGAAGAAAGACCGUCAACCUUCUUUGCUCGAACAUACAAUCUUUGAUAAACGAGGCAAAAUAUCGCAUCCUGAAAAAAGCAAGAAGAAAAAGUCAGCAAAGAAAAAUAAACUGAAGGAAAUUUCUGAAAAAAGCGUUUCAAAAAGCACUGUAAAAAAUGUCACUGAAACUUUACCUGUCAACAACAACGCCACAGUCACUCCUUCGUCAACUGAGAGUGCAAAAGAAAAUUCAACUGAAAUUGACAGUGAUGUUAUAGCCGCUGCAGAGGAGAAACUCCACGUUAAACCUACCAUCGGCAUGCAUUUAAGAUGCAAGAUUCCAGGAAAAGACACCCUUAUGAAGGGAACAUUGAAAUAUUUGGGACAUAUCUCGAAUUUACCGAAACGAAGUAAUGUUAUUGUGGCUGGAAUGGAGUUAGAUCAUCCGGAGGAGCUGGGAACUGAUGGAUCUUUCCUUGGAAAACGCUACUUUAUCUCGUCGCCAAAGACAGGAUACUUUGUACCUGUUAAAAACUGCUCACCGAUAUAAAUUUUGAUCAGUAGGACUGGUUAAAAAGCAUUGAUAUUUUAAGAGAACAAUAGACGAAAACACUUUGAAUCUGCACGUAAUAGAUAGAGAAGUAUAGUCGACCUUCACUAGCACUUGAUGAUCUAAAAGUGCGAGCAGUUGUUUUCGUCUUCUGAGUAAUAAAGAUGUUGAAGAAACAAAAUAGAUAGAGCCAUAAUAAAAUUGAAAAAGAGGACAUUCUGCUAUAUGCAUUCUAACAAACUAGAAGUUAUUUUUUUAAACUUUAACUAUAUUUGUAACGAAUUUUUAUAAGCCCGUGUUUUGAUAAUCAUUUUCUAGACCGUA
Hydractinia symbiolongicarpus is the source of this 2935-nucleotide messenger RNA. Its product is annotated as carboxypeptidase D-like. Gene Ontology annotation, molecular function: zinc ion binding; metallocarboxypeptidase activity. The record is from RefSeq and is a predicted model, not a curated record. The transcript has 6 exons. Lineage: Eukaryota; Metazoa; Cnidaria; Hydrozoa; Anthoathecata; Hydractiniidae. The coding region runs from base 233 to 2611 and encodes 792 amino acids. Gene Ontology annotation, biological process: proteolysis.